CAUACAGCGACAUAGACAAACUGAAAGAAAACAGCAGUCCAAUGUUUAUGUCACAGUGCAAUAGCAAAAGCUAAUUCGCAGUACUUUAUUUUGGUAUUGCCACUGCCUAUACCAUAAAAGGUAAACCGGAAGAGGAAGACACAGGGAUUAGGUACCCAGCAUCCUUGGUGUACAGAGCAUCCUAAAAAUAAACUCUUCGUGAAAUCUGCCUUGAUUAUUCUAUUUUUUGGGGAUGUAACACAUUUUAAUCCUGAGGACUGAUUUAUUGUUUCCGUUGAGGAGGGGCUGUUGUUGCUGCGGACUGUAGCUGCAGCAGGCCACCCACCAUCCGUGGAAGUGGGACAGCGGAACAGAUGGCGUAUCCAAGCCGGUCCGCAAGGCUUUGUCCAGCACAAGAGACAAGGUGCCAUCAUUAACAUAGUUCGCUUUUACAGUUUGUUUUAUUUUUGUGCGACUUUCUCCUCCACCAUAAUCAGCCAUGUUGGAGUGACUGGAUGCAGCUGGAGGACCGAAACGCGUCCGUGUACCGCCUGAGCCGAGACCAACCCCCGCCGACUUAAUCCCCUUUAAGUCCGUCUGGGUGAACAAUGGUCGACAACCGCUACGCCACUGCUCUGGUCAUCGCCUGCGUGCUGAGCAUCCUGGCCACCGUGUAUCUGUCGGUGGCCGUCGGCACGCAGCACUGGUACCAGUACAGCAGCCCCACCGUGCGCGGCGAGGCCAACGUGUCCGAGCUGCGCUCCCUCUACGACGAGUUCAUGACCGGGGAGUUCGACGAGAAGACCUACAGCGACACGCUGUUCCGCCUCAACGGGACCGUGGGGCUGUGGUGGCGGUGCGUGCUCGUCCCACCCUCUGCUCACUGGAAUAGGGACCCAGAUGCAAAGAUGUUGCUGGAGUGUCGAAACUUCACUCUGCCGGAGCAGUUCACCCCUAAAUACAAAGAGCCUGGGAACCACAACAGCGGAGAGGACAUGGUCCGCACCUAUUUGUGGAGGUGCCAAUUUCUGCUUCCACUGGCGUCUCUCGGUCUGGUUGUGCUGGCGGGCCUGAUUGGGUUUUGCGCCUGCCUUUGCAGAAGUCUCACUCCCACAUUGGGCAUUGGAGUUCUUCAUCUCUUGGCUGGUCUGUGCACCCUGGCCACAGUGUGCUGCUACCUGGCUGGGAUGGACCUGCUCCACAGGGUGUCGAUGCUUCCUGACAAGGUGGACGGCUCCCUCGGUUGGUCCCUUUACCUGGCGCUCAUCUCCUCGCCGCUGCACAUGAUGGCUGCCGCGCUGCUGGUGUGGGCGGCGCGCAGUCACAGCCAGAACUACUACCGCAUGACUGCCUACCGGGUGGCGUGAAUAUGUGGUUUUUUUAUCCCAUCUUGUCUUUUAAAGUCUAGAGUAAAAACUCUAAGGUAUGCUGCAUUCAUUUCAUUUAUUUUAUUUUUUUUCAGUAGGGCUGCUGAGGUGAAAAGAGAUGUCGAGUGUAGCACAAUGUCCAGGUCGGAAAUACUGAAAAUUUGCUGAUUUUUAACAUUUUGAUUUGUUUGGUAAAACCUCAAAAAUGAGGUUUCCUCAAUGCUUUUAAGAGUGACAACUUUUUUUUUUAUGUCUUCUGAAAAUGAUAACACAAACUCCACAAGUGUAGUUCGCUGGUUUGUUACAGUCAGCUAUAGCAAAGCAAGGUGGAGAUUUGUUAUCCUGAGGUUUGGCUUUCUUAGUCAUUGGCACUGCAUUACUUAAUCUGCUGAAAAAUUAAUUAAGAUCAAGAACAUGUCAUACUCCACUGCACCAACCAGUGUCAUGAGAAGCUACGCCCUGGGAGGAGGUUUCUGGUUCUGACGCCCCCCAAACAAAGGCACGAAGUGAAAAGGUUUGUUUUGUUUUUUUUUCAAAGUUGACAUUUGAACAGCCCUGAUUUAAAUAUGCAUAGAAUCUAUGAAGUUAUUAAAUGAUCCAUGUGACCACAAGAGAUAAAAAAAAAAACAAAAAAAAACACAUCCACAUACCUCAUAGUGGAAGAGUGCCAAAAAUCAGGACAUGCAUGCCAAAUGUUUUUGGCAGGUUGUUCUUGUUGAGGAUGUUUCUGAAGUUAGUCAGCAGCGCGUGUGACCUAAUUAUUUCAGUUGUUGCUUUUGAUCUUCAAAUCAAUUUAUUUAUAUUGCGCCAAUUUGCAACAGUUAUCAUCUGAAAGCCCUUUAGAAAAUAAGCAGAUUUAACUUCUAUGCAGAAAUUCUAGUUAGAAUGGAUUUCAGUUUAUAACUCUAAUUGGCAAAAUGUUAGGAAAUCAUAAUUGAUUGCUUUAAGACACUGACCUUGCAGCAAUUCCUCAUAUUGAGCAAGAAUCUUGCUGAAGUGUGAAAGAACAGACAGCCCCAACCACUAGCAGUGGCAAAGGAAAGACAUUGUGUGGCUUAAAUUACAAAGUGAAAAUUCAUCUGCCUGUUUUAGUUUGACGCAUUAAUUUGGUUGAGAUACAGCAGAUUCAACCUCCAUGCAGCCUCUUUCAAGUAAUUUUGGUACUUGAGUAUUUUGUAAGACAGCUGCUUCCUUCCUUGUGAUUUUUGCAUGCUGUUGAGUGAGCAGUGCAUGCGUACUGCAUGCCUCUAACCAUCCUCAUCUGAUAAGGAGCUGAGCAGAAUGUUGUCUGUUCACUUCUCGGAGCCAAGCGGUGUUAACAAUUUCAGGAAAAAAACCACAGCUGUCACUUAAGACCCAGUCAUCAAUCUAAGCCAGUGUGCUUUAAGCUUUUUUUUAUUUCUUUGUAUAAAUAUUGAUCAUAUCAAACAGAAUAAGCUGCAUUCUAGAAGUGAAUCAAAGAGGAUUUUAAAGUUUUGAAAAAUCUCUAACUGGAGGGAAUAGUUUUGGUCAGAAGGUUACGUACAGUUCACUCCUCGGCAUGAAUGUCCUUUUGGGGUUUAACGAUUCAUCUAACAGUUUUUCUUUUCCAGGUUGGAAUGAUUAUACAACAAAGCAAAUAAGUAAAAACAAGAAUCGGAAGCUCAGGUUUUAAAUUAUUGUGACUUUUUUCCUCUAAUCCACUCAUGUAAAAAAGUACACUUACAGUCUAAAACGGAUACUGUCCCCUGGAAUAUUUGGUAAAAGGUCACCUGGCAGACUGACCUUUAACCUUACACUUUUUGUAGUCAUCACCUCCACCAUAUUCCAAACUUCUAGGCAUAGCGUGCACAUUUUCAGUCAGGUGAAUGUUGGGGCUUUAGGCAGGCCAUCCAUACAGGAAAUCUGAGAGUUAUGCCUGUAAGCAGCAAUGAAUCUUUCAAAAGGAGCGAUCAAACAUCCUGGUAGCAUCAUGGUAGAAACCCGUUGAAGGCUGCAAAAAGCUUGUGGUUGAUGUUCAGCUAUCGAAGCAACAUAUAAGCAAAUUAAUGUUUAUUUUUAAGGCAAUUUUUAAAAUGUAGUAAAGGCCAUACAGUUCAAUCUUUCCAAUCUGGAACCCAAGAUUAAUAAGUCUUCUGGGUAUACCGACAUCUUUAAAACCUGAUUCAAAACAGAUUUUAUGUACAUCAGUACAUAGUGUUUUACUGGUAUGUUCUUAAAGAAAAUAACAAACAAAAAAAAAAAGUCAUGACCUUUGAAGCACAUUCCCUUAAUUUCUGCUAUUUCACAAUUGCUCCUAUAAUCUUAUUCAAAGUUAUUGUGCAGAGUGACAAUUCAGUGAUUGCCUCAGAGUUAUGAGGCCACACCUGUGUGACAGACACACCUUAUGUACUGAAUGUUUCAAGAGAAACACACAAACAUUUGUGCAAUCAUCUUCAGAAGGCUUUGUCACUGAGAAGUUCAAAGUGAAAGAUUAUUACUGCAUCCAUAUUAGUCCUGACAAAAUGUCCACAUUGAUGGCUUUUUUUUUUUGCUAUUUAACUUGAUUUAUUUAUUCUUUAUAUAUAUAUACAAAGUAUGUUGUUUUGUUACUUUUCAUGCACAUUUGAUCUGAUAUUGUAGAGGAAACAUUUCCUUUGUGUCAUUUAGUUAUGCAAUACUUUCUGUUUUGUCCAUCUGC
Gambusia affinis (western mosquitofish) is the source of this 4005-nucleotide messenger RNA. RefSeq names its product claudin domain containing 1a (gene cldnd1a). The transcript is spliced from 4 exons. NCBI's taxonomy places the organism in Eukaryota, Metazoa, Chordata, Actinopteri, Cyprinodontiformes, Poeciliidae. Gene Ontology annotation, cellular component: membrane. The record is from RefSeq and is a predicted model, not a curated record. The coding region runs from base 588 to 1346 and encodes 252 amino acids.